GGGUAAAUUAAGAUUACAGUUGCCCAUCCUGGAGGCUCUAGGAUUCACCUGGAGUCUCAAGAAACUGGCACCAAUUUCCAGGGAAGAGUGAAAAACAAUCCUUCAAAUGUAAUGAUAUUGUAAAAAAAGAAAAGAAAAGAAAAAGUGGGGGCAGAACCUUCAGGAAUACCUUUAGUUGGAAUCGGCAGGUCUAGGUAAGAUGUGUCUCUGGAAGUUCAGGAAAAGAGUCUGAAGCAAGACUUGGAGGAAGAGAGUGAGCUGGGGCCCAGACUUUGCUAAAAGAAUUAAGAUGCAGUGGUUUGCUACAAUUGCAUGCCUAAUACUAGCAACUGCAAGCUUCACAGAAUUCAUCUGGAGAAAAAGUGAUGUGCAUCCUGAAAGUCAUAUGAAUGUUAGCCAGAUUGUUAGCUUUAGAAGAUAUCCCAGUGAGGAAUAUGAAGUCUUGACAGAUGAUGGUUAUUAUUUGAUACUCAACAGAAUUCCUGGUGGAGGAAAAAAGCAUGUAGUUGCAGCAGAUCCGAAGCCUGCUGUGCUUCUCUUACAUGGGCUAUUAGGAGACUCUAAACUUUGGCUUACAACUACACCCAACAACAGCUUCCCUUUCAUAUUAGCGGAUGCUGGCUAUGAUGUCUGGCUAGGAAACAACAGAGGAACAACGUGGUCCAACAAACAUCAAACUUUGUCAGCUGACCAAGAGGAAUUUUGGGAUUUCAGUUUCCAUGAAAUGGCCAUGUAUGAUCUUCCAGCAAUGAUAAAUUUUAUUCUGAAGAAAACUGGACAGAAACAGUUGUAUUAUAUUGGUCAUUCUCAAGGCACUGCUAUUGGGUUCAUUGCAUUUUCAGCCAUUCCAGAGCUGUCUCAAAAAAUCAAAAUGUUUUUUGCCUUGGCUCCUGUCAUUUCUGUUAAGCAUUCCCCAACCCCUGCAGUGAAAGUCUUAUAUGUUCUUCCUGAAAAUGCAUUAAAGAUUGUGCUUGGUAACAAGAGCUUUUUUCUGUUAUACAAACCUAUAAAAGAGUUUCUUAUCAAGUUAUGCAGCUAUUCAUUCAUGAGCAGAUUAUGUAGUUAUGCCAUUUUUUCUUUUGGUGGAUUCAAUGGAACUAAUUUAAAUGUGAGUCGAACAGAUGUGUAUAUGUCUUGUUAUCCAGACAGAUCAUCAGUUAAAAACAUUCUUCACUGGAGACAGACAGGAGAAUCAGGAUUAUGCAGACAAUUUGACUAUAGGAGUGAAAAUGAGGCCAAAUAUAACCAGACCAGUCCUCCUUCAUAUAAAAUAGAAGACAUGGUUGUGCCAACUGUAAUAUGGUCUGGUGGAAAAGACUUGAUUGCAGGCCAAGAAGAUACAAAGAUCUUACUUUCUCAUAUUACUGACCUCACUUACUAUCGCAAUUUGUCAGACUGGAACCACUGGGAUUUUAUCUUAGGUCUCAAUGCCCCCCAAACCUUGUACUACAAAAUCAUUGAGCUGAUGGAGAGGUCCCUGGAUAGCAGCAGUUUUGCAUCAUUUUUAAAAGGUCCUCAAGUGACAUCUAAACUGCAGUAAAAGUGAGGCCAGAUGGAUCUCCCGGACCAAUGAUUUCCACAAUGCAAGCUUGACAGAGAAAUCCUUCUUAUGCAUAUCCACAAACCACACCUCAGAUGAAAAUGGAACACACAAAAAGGACACACCCAAUAAUCUUACAGGCCAGACAGGCUCACGCAAGAGAAGAUAAACCUUUAUUCCUUUUAUAAGCCUAGAGAAGAAAUUUUCCAAUAAAAAUGCCUCCCAUGAUGAUAUUUAUUAAACAGCAUAGUUCUGAUGGUGCUACCUUUAUAGUAACAUUAAAACUGUUCAAACCAAGAUGGAGUUAACAUAAUG
Hemicordylus capensis (graceful crag lizard) is the source of this 1855-nucleotide messenger RNA. Its product is annotated as lipase member M-like. Gene Ontology annotation, molecular function: hydrolase activity, acting on ester bonds. Bases 290 to 1540 code for a protein of 416 amino acids. Lineage: Eukaryota; Metazoa; Chordata; Lepidosauria; Squamata; Cordylidae. The record is from RefSeq and is a predicted model, not a curated record. The transcript has 10 exons.